Molecule: messenger RNA, 553 nt
Organism: Notothenia coriiceps (black rockcod)
Lineage: Eukaryota; Metazoa; Chordata; Actinopteri; Perciformes; Nototheniidae
Product: GRB2-related adapter protein-like
Exons: 3
Molecular function (GO): protein binding
Source: RefSeq, a predicted model, not a curated record
UCGUGUUUUUCCCCUCGCCGAGCUUACUCUCUCUCAUCCUCUGACUCUCCGCGCGCUCUCUGGCUCAAGUGGACAGUCCAGACCUCUCCUGUCCUCUUCUUCAUUCCUUUGUCUGUUGUUUCUUUGCAUCUUUUCCCUUCAUCUGUUUUAUUGUUUUAACAUUUCUUCCUCUUUCAAGCCCCCAUGUGCCAGGGGCAUUAGUGGGGGUCCCAGAGAGAGUGUGAGAGUGUGUAUGUGUGUGAGUGUGAGGUUUCGGCAUGGAAGCGGUGGCACUUUACACGUUUCGUGCCACAGAGGGUGAUGAACUCAGUUUUAACAAGGGAGACUUGCUAAAGAUCACCAACAUGGAGGAUGAUCCUAACUGGUACACAGCUGAGCUCCAAAAUAGGAAAGGCUUUGUGCCAAAAAACUACAUCAACCUGCGGCCACACGCCUGGUUUGCCGGUCGUAUAUCUCGCGGUGUGGCAGAAAGUCGACUGAAACACAGGGAGUGCGGGGCUUUUCUGGUCCGAGAGAGUGAGAGCGCCCCUGGAGAGUUCUCCAUGUCCGUAAG